AUGUGGAAGCGCAAAUUCUCCGCAGCCGGCGGAGAUGCUUCCGCCGAAUCUUCCGCCUCGCGCGGCCGUGGUGCGGGCGGGAGCGGAAGCGGAAGCAGCGGAUUCGGCUUCGUGCGCUCGGGGGGAAGCGAGUACACGCCGCCCGUGAAUCCAGCCGGCUCGUACGGCGGCUUCGGCGGCGGAGGAAGCUACGCCGGCUACCGCGGCGGCUCGGGUCGGCGGUCGCUGCCGGACGACGAGGACGACGAUAUAGCGGAUAUCGAAUACCGCGAUGACGGGGAUGGGGGCGCCACGACGGCUACUGGUUUCGGGGAAGGAGAAGACGACGAGGGAAACCGGCGUGCGGCGGCGGCGGAAGAGGAGGAGGAGGAUCCGCUCGACGCGUUCAUGUCGGGCAUCGAGCAGAAGGUGAAGGAGGACGCGGUCGCCGCCACUUCGCGCGCGGCGGCGGCGGCGGCGGGCGCGAAGGGCGGAGAAUCGGGGGAAGCCGCAAAGCCGGAGCGGGAGGACUGGCGCGCGGAGGAGGAGGAGGCGGAUCUGCUCGACUCGUUCCUGCGCGCGCGCAAGAGCGCGGGGCUGUCGGUGGCGGCGGAGGCUGUGAUGGGGCGCGGGUACGACUCGGACGAGGAGGUCUACGCCGCCGCGAAAGCCGUCGACGCCGCUGCCGCGGCCGCGGCCGCCGCCGGCGCUGCGGGCGGCGCGGCUGGGUCCGCAUUAGAGUACGACUCGGACGAUAACCCGAUAGUGGCUGACUCGGUAACGUCGUUAAAGAGCAAGAUGGACGCGCUAGGCCACGUAGACCACUCAGCGAUCGAGUACGACGAGUUCGAGAAGGAUUUCUACCAGGAGCAUCCUGACGUCACCGCCAUGUCAGCAGCCGACGUGGCGGCGCGGCUCGCGGCGCUCUCGAUCCGCACGUCGGGCUUCGAUGUGCCGCGGCCGAUCAGCGCGUUUGCGCACGCCGCGCUCCCCCCCGCGCUGAUGGGCGCAGUGCGCAAGCACGGCUACUCCGCGCCCACGCCCAUCCAGUCCGCCGCGCUCCCCGUCAUCCUCAGCGGCCGUGACGUCAUCGGCGUCGCGAAAACCGGCUCCGGAAAAACUGCCGCGUUCGUCCUCCCGCUGAUCGUCCACGCGGCGGACCAGCCGCGCGCGGGGCGCGGGGAGGGCCCGAUCGCGCUGAUCUGCGCGCCGACGCGCGAGCUGGCCGCGCAGAUCCACGCGGAGGCGCGGCGCUUCGCGAAACCCCUAAACCUCCGCGUGGCGGGCGUGUUCGGCGGGAUGUCGAAGUUCGAGCAGUUCAAGGAGCUCAAGGGGGGCGUGGAGGUGGUGGUGGCGACGCCCGGGCGGCUGAUCGACAUGCUCAAGAUGAAGGCGCUGUCGCUGCGACGCUGCACGUUCCUCGUUCUGGACGAGGCCGACAUGAUGUUCCACCUGGGCUUCGAACCUCAGGUGAGAGCCAUCGUGGGGCAGAUCCGUCCCGACCGCCAGACGCUGCUCUUCUCCGCCACCAUGCCGCGCCGCAUCGAGCGCCUCGCGCGCGACAUCCUUACGCACCCCGUGCGCAUCGCCGUGGGGGAGGUGGGCGCCGCCAACACGGACGUGCGGCAGCAGGUGGUGGUGCUGCCAGGGGACGACGCCAAGGUCCCUUGGCUGCUGGGGGAGCUGGGCACGCGCGUGGACGAGGGCGACGUGCUCGUGUUCGCCGGGACCAAGGCCAAGGUGGAUGUGGUCACCGCCGCUGUAGCCGCCGCGGGGUUCAAGGUCGGCGCGCUGCACGGGGAUCUGGACCAAUCGCGGCGCAGCGAGGUGGUGCGGCAGCUGAAGAAGGGCGAGCUGCACGUGGUGGUGGCGACUGACGUGGCGGCGAGGGGAUUAGACAUCCGGUCGAUUAAAACGGUUAUCAAUCUGGACAGUGCGCGGGACAUGGACGCGCAUGUGCAUAGAGUGGGGCGGACGGGCCGGGCGGGGGACACGGAUGGAGUGGCGAUUUCGGUGGUGACGGGGAAGGAGGCGCGGUUUGCAGGCGAGCUCGUGGGGUGUCUGGUGGCGGGCGGGCAGGAGGUGCCGGCUGAACUGCUCGAGCUGGCGAUGAAGCUUGUUACUCAAAGCACCUCCUCUCUUCCCUCCCUCCUUACCGUUCUUUCUCUCUACACCGUUCCUCCUCUCUUCCCUCUCGGCCCGCCACCCUUGCCCCUCACCAUCCACAGUGGUGCUACUGGUGGCAGCAGUGGGGGCAGCAGGGUGGGCACGCGAGCAGGGGCGGUGGAUGCACUGCGGGUGGGCAUGAUGGCCAAGUUCAAGUCCUCCUUUGUCGCUGCCUCCGCUCCCCACCCCCACGACCCUGUCCCCGACCUCCCUCUUCCUCCUCCGCCUCCCCCGCCUGCUCCUGCCGCCUCUCUGCCCGCUCCUCCACCUCCUGCUGCUGCUGCCCUUGCGGCACCACAAGCAGCAGUCGCAGCGCCAGCUUGGGGGGCGAGCGGUGGAGGUGGUGUUGCCGCUGCUGCUGGCGGCAGCAGCAUGGGGGCAGACGUGGUGGCCGCUGCGAUUGCAGCGGCGGCAGCCAAGGCUGCUGCCAUCGCUGCCAGCCUCGGCCUGCAGGCCCCCGGGGGGGUGGGUGGGGCAGCAGGCCUGGGAGGGGCAGCAGCGGGAGGGAUGGCAAUGGGAGGAGGGGCGACGGGGCCGGUUGCUGGCUUGGGUGCAGCUGCAGGAGGAGUUGAUGGUGUUGGGGAGGUGGGGGAUCGAGAGCGACACAACCGAAUCAUGGGGAUGUCGGGCUGCGAGAGCCGGGAGAGUGCAGCAGGGGGUUCGGAUGCUGAGCUGCGAGAAGUGUUGGGCUGA
Molecule: messenger RNA, 2838 nt
Organism: Closterium sp. Naga37s-1
Lineage: Eukaryota; Viridiplantae; Streptophyta; Zygnematophyceae; Desmidiales; Closteriaceae
Source: the annotation of a GenBank genome assembly